UUUACUCGGCGAGGAGCUCAGGAGCACGUAAAAUUCAUGCACUAUGUUUUCUUUAUGUGCAAUGUAAUUCUCUGUCAUGAUAAAAACUUCAGUUUACAGUACUUCCAAAUUCAUGUGGAUUGGAAGGCUAAGGAAAGUUUUGCGCUGUUUACGCCUAUCAUGCUAUCUUAAUUUGCUAGCUUCGUUUUAGAUGUUCUGUAGGAUAGAAUAUAAGAUUUCAUUUUCUGUCAGCGUUACUACAUCAUAAUGACUGCACCGCAAUUAGUGGCACCAUCGUUUGCUCUCGGCUACACUAACGAUUACCUGCGCACCAAAGAGCGACAUGGUUAUACCCGUGCGCAGUCCCUCAGUGUUCCUGGUUGUGUGCGCUCCAGCCGCCCUUCGGGCGCAUUUAAUGUGGACGAACCUCGAUUGGAUUCUGAUCAGUUUGGCGAUCUCAUUAAAACGGGAUGCCUCCAUCCGGAGUUCUACACGACGCCAACGCAACGUGCAACCAACCUGACAUUGGCAGAUGAGAAGAAGCUCCUGCAGGAUCGCAACGCCGAAAGUGCGCCAGUGUUGAGGUUCUUCGCCUACCGUGUGGAUGUUGUACAGCAGGAGAAUCCGUUUCUGAAGCUGAACCAUCGGGUGCGCCAGUUCACAGUGUACUACUACACGGAGGAUAACUCCAUCCGAGUGUAUGAAAAUCCACAAGUUAAUGCCGGCUUUGAGCAAGGAGUAUGUUUGCGAAGAGCGCGCUACUACAUGCCCGGCCCGGAGCGUGUAUUCUGGCACUGGAGCAAUCUGGAUAUCGGUGUGGACCUGGAUCUCAGCGGACAUCAGUUCCACCUUUACGACUGCGAUGAUUAUACAAGGUACUAUUAUCUUUACAAUGGAUCAACAAUCGGUCCCCCCGAAAAACUCCCGGACGAUCCAUAUCUUCAGUACAGAGAUUUUGCUGCGCGACCACAUACCAUUCCAUCGGACAAGCCAGACAUUCCACCGCUCAGCCGUUUCCUUCAGUACGACGGGAAAGUCCUGACUUUCGAGGUCAUCAUGGACGAGACCAUGUUCAAAGCCGGUGAUGUCCGCAAGAUGUGCCUCAAAUACUAUAUAUACGAUGACACCAUGGAAUUAACAAUGCGACCCGCGAAGAACUCCGGCUACGAUCCCGUACGGACCAUCAUCAAGCGCCAGAAAAUCCCGAAGAACUUCUACAAGGACCUUGUUCCGGAGAUCGGGGAUAAGACAACACCGGAAUGUUACACGUGGAAGGACCUGAAAGCGGGGCAAACGCUGUUGUUGUUCGGGAGAAAGGUCACUAUUUGUGAUUGUGAUGAGGCAACAAAGGAGUGGUACAAGGCAAAACUGGGGCACAUGGAGUUUCCCAAAGUCCAUCCGGAUGAGCUGUUGCCGCAGCAGCCGGAGUUGAAUAAGCAUCGGCAUAGCGAAUGGCAUCCGAUGCACCGGCAAGGCGGCUUCGAAGACAGUAUGCAGAACUGUCUGAGUCUCAAUCCACAGCCUCCCAAGAAAAACGAUCUGCAGGCCAUCGUUUACGAUAAGGAAGUUCUCCGUUACGAAGCGCGACUGGUCACCCAGGAGCCGGAUGAUCGGUCGCGACGUUUCGUCUUCUCUUACUUCGUCGGCGAUGGAACCGUGAUGAUUAUGGAGCAGUCUGUCGCCUCUAUCAGUUCCGUCAAGCAGACAUUCUUGUCGCGACGAAAACUGAUCAAGGAAGGCACAUCCAACCCACCCGAGUAUUACACCGAGCAGGACUUCACUAUUGGAUCCGUGCACUUCAUCUGCGGACGCUAUUUCCAAAUUGUUAACUGUGAUGAACACGUGGUUAACUUUGCCUUGAGCCAGCCGGGAAUGUAUACUCCCGAGCAGAUUGAUCAGUUUCGCAGAGCGGUGGACAGCGGGAAAGCGGCAGUUAGAGAGGAUGUGUAUGUGGCAACCGGCGAGGUUGAGAGGGAUGUUGCUGAAGCGUUGAACAAGCUGAACCGCUGGUACAACCUCGAUCACCAACGGAUCUACCGACUGUUUUUGGAAAACGAUGUCGAUAAGACUGGAAAGAUUAAUAAAGAGAUAUUGAGUAAAAUCUGUUACGGUCUCGGGAUUUCAUGUGAGGAUGAUAUAAUUAAGGGCAUGCUGCAGAAAGUUGGCAAGACCGAAGAUGAGUCGUUCGAAUUUGUGCGAUUUCUUCAUGGCGUCAAUAUGCUGCACCGAUUUGUAGGGUCCGCUUAAUGUACUCCAUUCUAAAGCGUUUUUUGGAGAUUUUUGGAGAUUGGAGACAUUGGGUAAAAUAAACUUGGGCAGUAG
Messenger RNA from Paramacrobiotus metropolitanus, 2301 nucleotides. Its product is annotated as EF-hand domain-containing protein 1-like. Lineage: Eukaryota; Metazoa; Tardigrada; Eutardigrada; Parachela; Macrobiotidae. The transcript has 6 exons. The record is from RefSeq and is a predicted model, not a curated record. Bases 247 to 2226 code for a protein of 659 amino acids.